This is a messenger RNA of Trichoderma asperellum CBS 433.97, 1190 nucleotides long. RefSeq lists its product as uncharacterized. NCBI's taxonomy places the organism in Eukaryota, Fungi, Ascomycota, Sordariomycetes, Hypocreales, Hypocreaceae. The record is from RefSeq and is a predicted model, not a curated record.
AACAAGAUGCUAGAGGUAAUUGUGACAGAGCUGCUUGCAUACAUACAUUACCCCAUGUCCAAAUCCUCAAAGGCAUGCCCAGCACCCAACAAUUUCUCAAAGCCAUAUCAACGUGUGGAGAGCCAGUCCUGCAUUUAUCACUAAGACCAUCAACGAGGCUUUCAUCUGGAGGUACUUCUAAAAAUGAACGAGGAAUCUUUACCCCUCAACCCAAUCACAAAGACUGAGAACAUAGCACCCCCGAUAUCGACAACAUCCUUGCAAUCAUAUAAUUACCUUGAAACAUCUUCCGGAUUGGAUAAUGACCUUGAAGUGCUAUCCUCUAAGUCAGAUAAAAGAAUUAACUGGCGAGAAAGGAUCGAAAAGGAGAAUGAGGGUGUCGUUUAUGUCAAUGAUUUCCCACAGGGAUAUCCUCGUUAUUCCGCACUACUUAACUCCGACAAGUCUUUUCAGGUCUGGCGCCGGUUUUCGACCUUGCGUACGCGCCUGCUUCUCCUUAAGCAGGAUGAACUCUCACGGCUAGAGGAGCAGCUAGAGAAUAUAGAUGCUGAAGACGAGGAAUUAUUUCCUAUAUUUCUUGGAAACAAUCGCGAAGACACGAAUCAAGACAGAAAAGAGAUCCUUAAGAAGAUCGAUAUUGCCUUGAAUGAUUAUGACUCUUUUUUGAAAAGACAGUAUCGAACUUUCAAUCUCGAGCCUUCUCGAGAUCGAGCUAUUUCAAGUCUCAGGAACUGGCACGACAAUAAUAAGUCAUUGGCAUCAGAAGAAAUAAAAUAUCUAAAUCGCAGAGAUCUUUUCACACUUUUAGGGAACGGUAGUUGGUCAGACAGGCUAAUAGAUUUGAUCAACGGUUACUUCAACACCACGAAAAAACCCAGAAGGGAAAGAUCGGCGAAUAUUAUGGAGGAGCGGAUGAGGCAAAUGAUACGUGUACUCCAAGCGGCUCUUAUGGCAGUGCUUCUUUUUACUCCCGUUAUUAUUUGUAACUUUGUGAGUAACUUAACGUACAUAAUGAUCAUUAUUGUUGGCACUACGGCUAUUUUUAUUGCCAUUUUGUCUUUGAUCGCCCGAACAAGGAUGAAAUCCUUUGACUUGGUUAUAGCUGGAACAACAUAUGCCACUGUGCUUGUCGUAUUUAUUUCAGGCACAAAUGGCAUUAACAAUUAAAGACCAACCCCUACUGAACUGGC